Molecule: messenger RNA, 490 nt
Organism: Contarinia nasturtii (swede midge)
Lineage: Eukaryota; Metazoa; Arthropoda; Insecta; Diptera; Cecidomyiidae
Exons: 1
Source: RefSeq, a predicted model, not a curated record
AUGGGCUUGAACUUCGCAUUACCACCACGUGAGUUACCAAUUGAUUCCAUUAUUGCUGACGUUGAAACAACAAUCUCGAUGUGUGACGAUGAAGAAAUGGCGAAUGCCAUCCGCAACGAAGUUGAAACCAACAUCAAAACAUUUAAUUUUGGACAAUCAAACAAAAAGUACCACAACAUUAAAUACUCAAAAGCUACGAAAUCAUUAAAAAAGAAAAUUGGCGGAAAUAACAUCAUCAUCACCAGAGCCGAUAAGGGUAAUAAAAUCGUAAUUAUGGACAAAGCUGACUACAUACAACGAGUUACAGCAAUGUUGCAGAACGACAUUUUCAUCAAAGUCAAGAAACCACAAGCAAAGUUGAAUGCAUGGAACAAAAAAUCGCGCGAUUUGGUGAUGUUCUACAUCAUGGAUGAACGUUUUGGCAUGUCUUUGGGACAAUCAAACUAUCAAUUUCCACGUCUCUACGCACUACCGAAAAUCAAUAAACCAG